AUGGCAUCACCUGCUUCUCUUGUGUCGGCCCCUAUUAGAGGAAGUGUUCCUACGUCCGGAAAUAAGCCACUGGAACCAUUGUACGCCUUGUCUGUGAGCGAGUAUGUGAACAGACACGAGAAUGGUACUAUAAUCGAGCAACGAAACGAGGAGACCAUAUUGAAACGGUUCAAUGAUCUUCGAACCCCCUUCAAGGCCUGGCCCAUAGCCCAGAUUGAUUCCUUGGCCAAUUCCUUCACCACGACCUGGCUCCUUCUUGUCCCAGUCCCCAAACAAUGCGAAGAAGUCAUUUUCCCCGCGCUCACUGACAACUUCCGCAUCGAGUUCGAAGAAAGAAUAUAUCUUUCGAACAAGACUUAUUCUCUCGUCAAUUUGUCAGCAACACGCGUGAAAAACCCGUAUGAGGAUAUGGAGACCAUCGUCGGCCCAGAAGUCGUGAAAUGUGCGGCCUUCAACAUCCAGGUGCCACGUGCGGUGAAGAAUGAUGAAGGAGACCAGGAGAUCCUCGAACUGAUGAACCACAUGAAGACAGCCGCUACACUCGAUGACUUUCAACGCAUAACCUUGGAUCCGACGUGUCAAAAACAUGUCUUCAUCACAUGGGACACGUUUUCAAAUACUUACGAGGCCGAACUAGCCGCGCUACAUCGCCUGACUGGAGGUUGCCAAGUUGAAAGUCGACAGGUCAGCCCAAAGUGUAAGGCCGCUUUUGAGACAAUACUUGAAUUCAAGCGACCAAACACAACUAUCACUAAUCUCCACGAUAUAUUUCCGCACCUUAAGAACCCACACCAUCCAGACCAUAGGGUUCGGAGGAGCAUUCUGCGACGAUUCCGAUCCUUUAACAAGGAUCAUGUGGCGGCAUUUCAAGGACUGAAGUCUAUUCCGAACGGCCUCUAUUUUGUGAAUGGAUGUCCUGGUGCGGGUAAGACAGAAUGGAACAUGGUCGUUUCUGCUCUGAUUCAGUCAGUACGUCGUCCAGGUGCAAAGAGGCGGUACAACCCCAUUUUAUUUCUCGUUGACCUCAACAAGACUGUCGAUGAUGCUGCGGACCGAUACUGGAGCUUGGCAAAGGAGUGUGGCCUCCAUCUUCGCAUUAUUCGAAUGCACGGUUGGCCUUACGAAAUGAAGAACAGUGAGAGACUGGGCAAGAAUCAGGCACAAGACUGUGACCAGCAAACAGACUUUACGAGAAAGUUUUUGACAACUGCAAAUAUCGCAAAGACUCUGAAUGCCAGAAGAAACCCUAACAAGGCGCCAACCCUGGAUGAAGCUGCCUGGGAGUACUAUGAAAAGCACAAACAUGGUGGUUUUGUGGCGCUUAAGAAGGUGCUCACGCGAAUGGAGGCCAAGGAAGUCUUGCACCACGACGACUGGAAAUGCUUGCGGAACGAAAUUACAAAACUGUACACCGCGGUUUUGAAGCAGACAGACUUCAUAGCCACGACACCCGUGGCCGCAUAUGGGGGCUUCGCUAAGCUUUUUAAGCCAGACGUCAUCUUCAUGGAUGAAGCACCCCAUGCCAGAGAGCUAACGACGCUCAUACCUAUCGCCUUCUUCGAGCCAAUUGCUUGGAUUUUCACGGGUGAUGUCAAACAGACUCGACCUUUCGUGAAGAGCGGCGAUCCACGCGAUGCCCUGAAGAAAGGGCUUGAGGUGAAUCCAUAUUCUGAGCAGCUGCGUCUUAGUCUCAUGGAAAGGGCCAGUAGACUGGGGGCGAUCAAUUGUUCAUUGUUGAUCAACAAGCGAGCGCAUGGCAACUUGCACAAGCUGCCGUCGGAUCUCUUCUAUGGCGGAAGGAUGUCCUCUGAUUACCCAUCAUCAAGGCAGUUCCCGGAAACGGUUAGCUACCUGAGACGGCACCUUGAGGCCCUCGGUAGUGGACAAAGAUUGAAUGCGAACCGGGCUAUUGUUGCCCUUUCGGCGAGCAAAGAGGAAAACCACUGUCACAGUUUCUGGAACCCUGUGAAUCAUCGUUGGGUCUUGGCUGAAGUUAAAAAGCUUUUGGAGGACCCGGCAUUCCGAGCCAUCACGGACAGCAAACCCGGACGUGUGAUGAUCCAGACACCAUAUAGUGUCUCUAUGCGUCAGUAUGCACACGUGGUUAAGGGUUGGCCAGUUGAGUGGCAGGAGAGGACAGAAGUCUUGACGGUAGACAAGGCUCAAGGCAACCAGGCAGAUGUUGUUUUCCUUGAUAUGGUGAGAACCACGAAGCCCGGCUUCAUGGACGAGGCACAACGCCUCAACGUGGCAAUAACCAGAGCCAGACAAGCGGAAAUUGUUCUGAUGCACCCUGCAAUGACUUUUCGCCUACGCCAGGGUAAGCAGGUACCGACCGAUUACACCUCAAAGGUCUGGGAGGAUGCAGUUGCGAACAAUCGCUUAUUUGUGGUCUGA
Messenger RNA from Fusarium fujikuroi IMI 58289, 2397 nucleotides. RefSeq lists its product as uncharacterized. Lineage: Eukaryota; Fungi; Ascomycota; Sordariomycetes; Hypocreales; Nectriaceae. Bases 1 to 2397 code for a protein of 798 amino acids. The record is from RefSeq and is a predicted model, not a curated record. The transcript has 2 exons. Gene Ontology annotation, molecular function: 5'-3' DNA helicase activity.